Molecule: messenger RNA, 4163 nt
Organism: Eriocheir sinensis (Chinese mitten crab)
Lineage: Eukaryota; Metazoa; Arthropoda; Malacostraca; Decapoda; Varunidae
Exons: 11
Coding region: 197-1879 (560 amino acids)
Molecular function (GO): protein binding
Source: RefSeq, a predicted model, not a curated record
CUGAGCCAGGGUUCUGUAUGUUGUUUCUUCUUCUUCAGUGAUUUAGGGGGCUGGUUAGGCCAUGGGAUCACUGCCUUACAGGAGCUGCCGUUACGAAGGCCUGUCCUGGAGUCACCUGUGACAUCAAGAUCAAGAUCAAGACCUAGCCGCCGCUGCGUGGCCGCGGGUGUCAACAAUCCUUAGUAAAGAAGAAGUGAUGGAGGACCAGUAUACCGACCACCCGGACAAAGUCAUCCGGAAACUUAGAAAGAAACUCCGCCAAAUUGACCACCUGGAGCUGCUGGAGAGGGACCUGAACGACGAGGAGGCCCACAAGGUGAAUCAAAAACUCAUUAUUAGAAAACAGUUACAAGACUUACUACUGCAGUUUCAUCCAGAUGAAAUUGACAUGAUGAAACGUCCAGUGUGCAAGAACAGUCAAGCAGAAGGUGAUAUCAAGAGAGUCAAGAAGUCCACCACAUCAGACUCUUGCCUGACAUCAGCAGCUUCAAGUGAGGCACCACAGACUGAAGGAACUAAAGCCACACAUUCCCCACAACUGGACACACACCAAUUGCCAUCUCCACCACUGCAAACACCCACCUAUAAUGAAGCAAAACCUGGAACUUCACAGAAGAGCAAUAAAGCUGGAGAAGGACAUCAAGCACACACAAAGAAAAUAAGUAUGUGGAGUGAAGGUUGCUUUGAAGUGCUGACUCUUGAAGGACACAAUGACAUAGUAUUAGCAGUGGAUUGCUUAGAUACCUACAUUUUGUCUGCAAGCCGUGACACAACUGUUCGAGUGUGGCGCGUCGGGAGCACCAAGGAGGAGAGGAGUCUGAGGGGUCACACAGCCUCUGUCACAGCUGUUUCUUUCCUCCCAGAAUCCCUCACUGCCUCUGUUAUUACCAAACUUGAGAAUGACUUGGGAAUGGUUUCUUCACACCAAAAGAGAACUUCUGGGGAGUGCAGGAAGUUGGCUGUGUCUGGAGGCCUGGAUUGCACCCUAAAAGUAUGGGAUAUCUUAUCAGGGGAGACCCUUGGCUCUAUCUACACAUACAAUGGUAUCACAUGUCUUGGAUGUGGCAGCUGGGGUGUGGUCACUGGAACUGAGGGAGGAAGGCUAGAGUUUUGGUGUCUUGCCUCCAACCAGCGCAUUACCUAUGUUGAUGCCUUUGAGAGCCAGGUCACUACUUUUCAAGUAUGUAAAAACGAUGUAUAUGCUGGAAGCCAGGAUGGGGAGUUUGGAGUGUGGCAGCUUGACUCUAAUAAGAAUACCCUGGGUACAAAAUACAUCCUGGAGACAGAGUCGCUACCUCAGCUGUCCCUGCGGCAGCUGUCUGCAGUGGUGGAACAUAAGGGCAAAUGUUAUUUUGGUGAUGGAGGACCUAACAUCAAAGUACUGGAGUGGAAAAAGAAUAAGGUGUCACGCCUCAAAAAUCACAGAGGAGAUAUUGGCAUGACAGAUAGUCUAGCAGUUACUCCAGAUGGGUACCUGAUGGCAGCCUCAUUUCUUGUAGAUUCAGGGUGCCCUUCAAUUAACGUUCGGGAAUUGCAGAGUGGCAAGUAUUUUGCUUCCCUCAUCGAUGAAGAUGAGGGCCGCUACCUAACUCUCUCCGUGACAUCAAAUGUUAUUGUUGCUGGUGGGCACUUGCUCAAAGUAUGGAUUCAUGAAGAGUCAAGUCUCUCUCACUCUAGAAGCAAGAUGGCACAGUACACCAGUGAACGUGUGAGGCCAGUUUUCCUUCACAAGCUUGCCACUCCUCCUGUUGACUCUGGCUCUGAAGAAGACACUGAUUGGGCAUCAUCUACUGAAGAGGAAGAUGACUCCCAGCUGCUGCAGUUUAACAAGGAGAGAAACCAAGUUGAGGGGAGCUCAUGGUGGUGUUCUGUAUUAUAAAAUCUUAUAAUACAGUGGAUAGAGAAGACAUUUGUGAUAGAUUGGUUUUGAAAAAGAGUGUGAGGAGGAACAAAUGUGUGGUGACUUAUAAAAUUUGAGUUUCUCUUUUAUGAAUUCAAAUAGGAACAAGAAUAGGGAAUAAACAUGAAAAAGAAAAGAAAGAAGAUGGCCUGCUGCUGCGAAAUUCAACCUCUCUCCUUAGAGGGACCAUGGACCUGUGUCAUUCAAAGUCCUAUGAUAAGGGCGCAGGCUAAAUGGGAGGAGACAAUCUCACGCUUUUUAACCAACAGACUGGCUACAGCAGCAGGUGCCACUGCAGCUAGUCCACCAGCAAGUGUCUGGCAUACCAACAGAGUGUGUCCUGUCAUGUAGACAAAUUGGAAAGUCCUCACACAGCAGCCUUGUUACCUUGUUAUCAUUAUAAUCAUCAUUUCAUCAUUAUCCUCAUAUCAUUAUCAUCAUCAUCACCUCCAUAAUAAUUUAAUGGAUAUGGGGACACAUCUGAGAAAUAAAAAUAUUGUCAUAAAAUAACUGCUCCGUUACCUGGAAAACAAACACACAUGCAUGCACAUACACACAUGCACACACAGACACAUGCACACUGGUGUAGAACUGAUAAAUGGACAAAGGAAAAUGACAAGUAUAGAAAUAUUUUCUGAGAAAUCUUAAAGGAACAGGAAGAAAAAUAUUAUGAAGAGAACAUAGUGAAAAAAUGUAAGGAUGGACUGAAUUUGUUCUAUAAACACCUUAAGAAUAAAGUAAAAAAAAAAAGAGUGUAACAAGGAUAAGAGAUGAUGAGCAGGUAUUUGACAAGGAGAAAAAGAUCAGUGAAGUGUUAAAUAGAAGUUUUCAAAGGGUACAGUAAUACCUUGGUUUUCGAGUGCCUUACUUUAUGAGUGUUGAUUUACAAGCAAAAAAAUUCACUAAAAAUAACUUGGUUUACAAGCGGUGACUUGGCGUAUGAGCAUCCUGUUUGUACAAGUCUAAGACGCAAGUGUGGGUCCCCUUUGUUCGCUGCAAGAUGAGAGUGCUCAGAGCAAAAAAUAAUGGGAAUGUGGUCUUGGUCCACAUUGUAUACUCGCAGAGGUAGCACCCACUGUUACGGCCAGGCCUUUCCCACUUUUUUUUUUUUUUUCACAGACAUGGCGGUCACAACGUGGCUCGCCCACGUGACUCCUUUGUUCUCUGGAAUUUCCAUCCACACUGUCCCAGCCUAAAUUUAGAACUUGCCUCCGUACUGGAGAUUUCCGGUUAGGGAGCGAUGCCUAGUUACCACCUGGGUUCUCAAAUUUUCCCCUGCCUGACGACUGUGUGGUGACCCGGGAUCAAUGUUGGCCUGGACUGUUCCUUCCAUUUAUGUUCUCCGUCCCGUUAUGAAGUAUUGUGACAUAUCCUAUAUAUUUCCCUUUUUAUGUUUAGGUUAGGCAAUUUAUUUAUUGUACUAUAUUAAAAGAUUGUAGUCUUGAAUUGUCAUGGGAGGCUGUUGUCCUGCACCGCAGCACAACGGCUGGCAACCCACCUGUGGGGGGGCAGUGGACAGCCCCACAUAUAAGCAUUGACCCUUGGGUCAGAACCCUUCUUUCCCUCAUCGUCCACGUCGAGCUAGGGGGCCCGGCUUCUCUCUCACCUUUGUUUCUCUGCAGUAACUUCUGCAGUUCUGACAGUUUUUCACGCCUGCAGGCAUGUGUUUCUCUUGAUGGAAGAGAGUAGUCGUUAGUUUUAAGGUAAGGUUUAUUUUUGUGUGUGUGGUUUUCUGUGCUAUUUUUUUUAGUGUUUUCAUGUUACCACGUUUCUGCCCUUGUGUUACGAGCUGCCUCUCGCCCCACGUGUUGUCAAUAGUGUUUGUGCUUUUCAAUUGUGUAUUACCCGUUAAAUGUUUUAAAGGAGUGCGUAGCUUUGGCAAUCCUGGGUUUUCUUUUGUAAAUAAUGUAAAUGCAAAUUUAGUAAAUAUAAAGUCUUUUGUAUUCAGUUGCAUUUCCGUUGACCAUUUCCUUUGUUGUUCGGUUAAGGGGAAAAGAACCUGGUAUUUGAGGCCAAACCAACCCAGUUUUUGUUUUUGUCUUUUUUUGUAACUUUUCCUAAGACCCCUUGACCACCCCAGUGGCGACACUGGGGAUGUAACACCGCGCAUUCAUGUCCGCUUACGUUUGGGUUCUAGUGUAAAAUCUUUGUGUUCUCAGCACCACAGUGUAUGUUCAUUUUGGUUUGCGAGCAAAAUUCUGGAAUGAAUUGAGCUCGUAAACCGAGGUAUGAUUGUAUUUAAUAAAGUUUGAAUUUUAUUUUA